UUUGAAUCCAAACUGCGGAGUUCUCGGGUGGGGAGACUCAUAGUCCCGUUGCUACGGUAUUCAACACGGUCGAACCUCACAUGAACAUUCAACGGCACAAACAUGACAAGCCUAUCGACUGUUCUCCUGUGUCACAGCCUAUCUCUUGGUGGUUGUCCCACCAACAUACGUUACGACAGCCCUUGUGUUGCGCUAACUUCGCAGCAUCAGCUCACAGCCUCGGCUUCUGAUCCCAUGUAUAGCGACCUGCGCGUUUGAAGCACGAGAGGCCUGGGAACGCUCAUUGUACUCGUGCAUACGCGCAUGAAAAUGAUUUUGCCACAGGAGUCAGACGGCUGGCUCGAGAUCGAGAACGUGAGUUUUUUUUCAUUCGCGAGGGGAAAGCGGAGACCACCAACCCGAUAUGCGCGGGAGAACUGAUUGCAUGUGUCCUCGAGACUGUUGCUUCUUUUACGUACGCAACCCAGCCUAUUUUCCCGGUUGCGCGCUGGGUGGGAAGACUCUGGAGACGCUAUAUUAGUCUCCAUGGCAGGCGGCGCAGACGACUUUGCACCUCCGCCUGGAUCACCCCGUACCAUCACUGUGGGGAGUCUCAUGCUACUCCAGGACUCGGUGGUCUCAUCAUGAACACUACCGUGAUGCCACAUCUAUACCAUUCGCCGGCCGAGGUUUCGCACGCUCUCUUUCUCUUUCGAUGUCUUUUAUUGGUUGGCUUCACGGUGCUGGUCUGGGACGGGUUCCUCAUGUUCACCAGGGAGCUGAAGGCGAUCCGCAAGAUGGAUAAUCUCGCCUACCGCUGCGCGUUCAUAUGGAAUAGGGUCGGCGUGUUGUUUUCGCUGUCGCCGUACUUGAUAGGGCUAUUCUCACCACGGCCUUUGACUGACAAAAUAUGCCAAAAUCUCGAGAUAUCUGCCAGUAUCCUCUACGUUGUCGCCGAUUCUCUUGGAAAUCUCUCUGCGGUCGUCACUGUCUUCUUGUUGUGGAACAGAAGGCCUGGAACCUUGGCUUUAUUGCUUAGCGGAGCGGUGGUCGCCUUCUGUUGCAACAUCGUCCUGAUGGUACUGAAUUCUGUUUAUGGAUUUACCGAAAUCAAGUGGAUUCCCGACGCAGGGAUUGACUCGUGCUAUGUAGUGGACUACAGCCGGUAUAUCAUCGGUAUUUAUUCAGUCCAGCUCUGCUUUGAUGUCUACGCUGCAAUUCUGGUUUUGAUUAACGCUAUGGAUAUGCCUCGGACCGUGAACACGCAGAUCCUUGGUGCUCUCCGCUCUCAAGGAGGAUGGCUAUUGCUGGCGACGCUAGUGCUGCGACUCCUCAAUCUCCUCUUGGCCAUACUUCAUUGGACAACGUUUUGGCUUCUCGGCAUCAUUGUGAUCGAGCCACUGAUUUCUAUUCUCAACGCGAGACUCAUAGCUCAGACAUGCGAGCAUGAACCCGCUGAGCGCUCUCCUUCGCCCGAGGGUCAAGACAUAGUAUACAUGAUCGAGCUAACCACGGACAUCAAAGUCGACUCUCCGCGCCCCCCUUACGAUAGAUAUGCGAGGCGAAGUAGAAGAGUCAAGAGCGAUAUGUGCUAGAGUAGUGUAUGGUCUUAAGUUGUGGCCUGGCGCCCUCUAAGAAAUUACAGACACG
Molecule: messenger RNA, 1629 nt
Organism: Coniophora puteana RWD-64-598 SS2
Lineage: Eukaryota; Fungi; Basidiomycota; Agaricomycetes; Boletales; Coniophoraceae
Exons: 12
Coding region: 624-1574 (316 amino acids)
Source: RefSeq, a predicted model, not a curated record